GUUCAAUCUAUGGUUAAACGCAUUCUUGCCUUUUGGGCACCCGUAUGCCUCGUGUUCUUACGCAAUGCGCUUGCGUAGUACGAAACAUUAGCUUGCACAUGUGUCUCCGACUUGGAGUAGCAAAAUGGUGAAGGCCACAAGAUCUAAAAAGACACCAAGUAAGGUUUUGAAGAAUGGCGAUGAAGACACUAACGUCACAAUCAAAGGCAAGCGCAAAGUGGGAACUACUGGAGAAACGUCACCGCCCAAGCAAACUAAACUCAUCAAUGAUGGUUAUUGUGUGUUUGUUGGCAACUUAAACAACUCUGAAACAUUUGAUGAAGUCAAUAGUUCAUUAGAAAACUACUUCAUGACACAAAGUCUUCUGGUACAAGACAUCAGAUUAGCUCCAUCCAGAAAACAUGCAUUUAUUGAUUUGGCCUCUGAGAUUGAUGUGACUAAGGCUUUGUCACUGGAUGGAGAGAUGCUUCUUGGUCAGCCAGUGACUAUUGCGAAACCCAAAGUCAAAACUGUGGACUAUGUGAAAAAGAAAGCGAAGCCAAAACGGGACAAGAAAGAUGCAAGAUGUUUGUUUUUGAAGAAUGUCCCAUAUGAGGCAAAAAGGAGAGACAUUCGGAAGAUUUUCCCAAAAGCAGUUAAAAUCAGGUUUCCUGGCAAGGCUAAGAACCCAGACAGAGGUAUCGCCUUUUUGGAGUUUAAAAAUGAAAGAGUUGCUUGCAAAAUGAGGGAAAACAAUCAAGGAGCCAAGAUCCAAGACAGGCUUCUCAUUGUUGACUCUGUCAGAGCGGGCAGCAGUGACAAAAAUGUCAACAAGAAAACAACAAAUAAAGAAGUUCCUCCAAGCACCACACUCUUUGUCAGCAACCUUCCUUUCAAAGUGAAGGAAAAGGACGUUAAAAAAGUUUUUAAGAACGCUGGCACUAUUGUUAUACCUAACAAGGAUGGCAAAGCAAUAGGAUAUGCCUUUGUGGAGUUUGCCACUGUGGCAGAUGCUCAACAAGCCCUAACAGACGCCAAAAAUGUGAGGGUUCGAAAGAGGCCGGUGAGAGUCGAAUUCUGUAAAAUGAGACAAAGGCCAGAGAUUGGAGAAGUGGACUCCAAAAAGCUGAUUGUUUGGGGACUAGGUGAGAAGACAACGCCAGAGAUUCUUCGAAGUGCUUUUGAGGGGUGUCUCUCUGCAAAAGUUGCCAGAAAUAAAAAGACAGGAGAGUCAAGAGGGUUCGGUUUUGUGGAGUAUGAGACUGAAGAAAUGUGUUCAGCUGCCAAAGAGGCCAUGGAGGACAGCGAGAUCAAUGGAAGCAAAGUCAGAAUGUGUUACGCAAGGUCCAAAGUGAAAAGUGCUGGUCCAGGACCAAGACGUGGUGCUGACGGGACGCAACGCGAUGUUCAAGUGGAAAAUGAAGCGGAAGAACCGCACCAUUGAGUGUAUUGGCCACGUUUUUGCUGAAAAGCGGCAGACCGAUGAUCGGAGGUCGAUCAUCACUAAACUUGUGCACUUUGGACACCCGAUGUGCUCGUCGUGAGUUGGUGACAUUGAUUUAUCCCAUUCCAUCCAGGUUCCUGCUGAGGGCAUCAUUGCUGCUGCUUUCUUUACUCCUGAUCUUCACCCGUGGCCUUGGCUUCUGGGCUUAGGCCGCAGAUGAGCUCGAAGCAGGUCGGCAACUUUUGUGCGACACGUGGUUUGCUGAAUCUACUCUGCUUUGACAAGGGAUCCCGCAACAUCAUUUCGCAUUGAUGGCAAAGAGGAUCCUGUAAGUGCGGUAACCAUCGAACCAAAAAUGGAACCCCCACAGCAACCAACUGAAUUUUGAAGUGGAUCUGACAUUUAAAAAAAAAAAAAAUACACAUUUUUGUAUUAUUCAAAAUAAAACCCCUGUGUUUUUUUAGCAUUUCUGAAUGCUAGCAAGAAUUAAAAAAACAGGAUGUUUAUGUUCAGUCUGUAAUAUGUAAAAACCCCCACUUUUUGUGACGAAUGUAUCUCAUGAAACAUUAUUUUGAAGUAUGAAAGACACAACAAGCAUGCACUAAAGGAAGGAUUGGAAGUCUACUGUACCAUUUAUAGGGAAUAUCCGCAACCUGAGGGAAGAAACUCCGUUUAUGAUUUUUGUUGGAGUAGAAGAUUUAUUUUUCCAAGUGUACAAAUGCCAUUAGAUUAGGCCCCAAGAUAAUUAAAAUGUGCACACAAAAUGCUAAAUUGUGGCCACAAAAUAACUAAAUUAUAACUACCUAAUAAGCAUAAUGUGCCUACAAAAUACUAAUUUGUGGGUUUUGUAUUUCACUAAACGACUUGGAGAUGUCUAUGCAAAUAGAGCGCCACCUUGGCUGGAAAAUGCUAGUCUUUAUUUUUUUUCUUAUUCAAAUGCCUCUCACUAAGGCACGGUGGAAUAUUGUCACCUACUUUAUACUUUUUGAUCUAUGUAAGAAUUAUUAUUAUUUUUUUACAAUGUUUAGAUAUUAAACAGGUUGAGACAUACUGGGUUAUGCAGUAUCAAAUACAAAUUAUGUUUAUAAUUAGUGAUACUGAUUCACUGAUUUAGUUGAAAAUUUUGCAAGGUGUUUCUUACAUCAUAUCACAUCAUAAAAAUUAAGAUGACUCAAUGUUCCGCAGGGAUUGCUUGCAUGGAAACAUGCAGGGAAACACACACAGUAGAUUGAUUGGAGAGUCUAAAUUCCCCGUCGGUGUGAACGUGAGUGUAAAUGGUUAUUUGUUCUAAUGUGCCCUGCGAUUGGCCGGCGACCAGUUUAGGGUGUACUCCGCCUCUCAUCCGAAGGUACCUUGGAUAGGCUUCACCCUGCCUGCGAUUCUUGUGAGGAUAAGUGGUCAGAAAAUGGAUGGAUGUGAAUUUCAUUGAAUGUAAGUGGAAAAGGACUUGCAAAUUAUCGCGUUCUGUUUUUAAUUCUCUUUACACAAGGUCCCAACUUCUUUGGAAUUGGGUACAUUCAGCAGUGAGUGACAUGUCAUGCACACUUUUACUGUAUUUUCCAACCUUUAUUAACCCUUGGCAAAUAAGAAUGUUAGGAAAGCUACACGAUUGAUGAUAAAUUAAUAAGUUCCAGAACAAUAAAGUGAAAUUGGAUCAUUUUAUGCCUGAUGAUAUUUCA
This is a messenger RNA of Syngnathoides biaculeatus (alligator pipefish), 3102 nucleotides long. Its product is annotated as nucleolin-like. Lineage: Eukaryota; Metazoa; Chordata; Actinopteri; Syngnathiformes; Syngnathidae. The record is from RefSeq and is a predicted model, not a curated record. Bases 125 to 1423 code for a protein of 432 amino acids. The transcript is spliced from 15 exons. Gene Ontology annotation, molecular function: RNA binding.